Messenger RNA from Drosophila nasuta, 1185 nucleotides. RefSeq lists its product as uncharacterized. Bases 109 to 771 code for a protein of 220 amino acids. NCBI's taxonomy places the organism in Eukaryota, Metazoa, Arthropoda, Insecta, Diptera, Drosophilidae. The record is from RefSeq and is a predicted model, not a curated record. Gene Ontology annotation, molecular function: calcium ion binding. The transcript has 5 exons.
UCAUUUUCAAGUUCAAUAAUAUCACACCACAUGACAGUAAAAAAGUAAAAAUUCAAGAAAACGUGUCACUAACUUCGAACUGUAGCAGAUACAAUAUAAGACGUCACGAUGAAUCGUAUAGAUACAACCAUGGAUGACAUGGCUAACACCAAGUUUUUAACCCUUUACAGUAGCCUGAUUAAGCAGUUCACCGCAACGACGGAGUUCACAAACACUGAAGUCGUUUGUCUGCUGAUAAUAUACUACAAAUUUGUACAAAUUAACGGUCCCUCAGCCAAGCAAAUGAAGAAGAAACAGAUGUACAACUUAUUCUUGGUACUUUUUCGGAUCUACGACAUGAGUAUUAUAGAACGCAUAUUACUAAAUAUUACAGCGGAUGUUAGCUUCAUUGGUCCAGAAGCCUGGAUGAAAUUGUUUUCCGUAUUUCUGAGCAAAAACCUGGAAGAACGCAUGCAAUUUGCUUAUAAAGUCUAUACAACUUCUUCUUCUGGCACAUUGAAUCGUGAAACUGUCGGCAUGGCUAUUAACAAUUUCUUUGUUGGCGAAGAUGACGAUGAAGUCAAGGAGUUGCAAGCGGACAUGUGCGAGUUCAUAUUCAAUAAAUUUGAUUUGGAUAAGGAUGGCACAAUCUCAUACGAAGAAUACUAUGAAGUAGUCAGCAAUCAACCUGGACUUCUGGAAUUUCUGGGACAGGUUUUCCCAGAUGUAUCCGACCGAACUAUCAUUGCAUAUUGCGGAAACAUAGCGACCUUUUUCCCUGGUGAAGAUUAACCUUAAAAUGUAAUAUUAGGAUAAAGUUUAUCCUUAUAAAUAAUGACUUCGAAUGAGACUGAAACAGCCGCCAAAGCAGAUUGAUGAUUUAAGAUUUUUCAUUCCAAUUUCAAUUUACGAAAUUUCUUUAAAUAAAUUUCGUUAACUAAAAAGAACUUGAUAUCUGUGUUGAGUCUGUCAAGAUGAAAAGAAUUUUCUGUCGGCACCCUAGAGCAAGAGAAAUAAUCAUUAAUGAUUAGAAAAUUGGAUAUUCAUUGAAGGGUACAAAAUUACGAAAGGUGUUUUCAACAAAAAGGUGAACGAAUUUCUAGUUUUUCAAAAUUUAUAAUGUAUUUUCAUAGUUGUCAAUGAAAACCAAAAUUUUUAAUUUUAAUUAAUUUAUUCCAAACAAAUAUAUUGUUAAUUGCAGCAUAA